AUGAACGCCACUGGCGCACUGCCCACACCAAAAGAGCCAGAGCGGGAGACGUGGCAAUUGCUGAUGCAGCUGGGUCUCGACCUUAGGACGCGGCGCAAGAGCUCCAUCAUCUCGGCGGAAUGCGGCAUCGAUGACGCCUAUGACUUUCAGGAUUUGCUGGGCAAGGGUGGCUUCGGGAAGGUCUUCCAGGCCGUUUCCAAGAAGGACGGACAGCCCUGCGCCAUCAAGUGCGUGGACAUGAAGAACACGGAUCCUGAAGUCUUUCAAAGAGAGCUGGAGCAGGCGCGCAAACUGCAGAACCCGCAUUUGGUACGCCUCAUUGCAGCCUACCAGGAUGAACGGACUUUCUUCCUUGUCAUGGAGCUGUACCAAGGCGGCGACCUGCUGACCGAAGUCACGCAGCAUGGCCUUCGGCGCGAGGGGAGCGGCUUGGCCGUGGGCAUCCCGGAGCAGUGCUUGGUGGAGUACGCAUGGCAAAUGUUCUCGGCCGUGGCCUACCUCCACUAUCACUUCAUCGCCCACCGGGACAUCAAGUGUGAGAACUUCAUGAAAGCAUCGCUCGCGGCGAACGCACCUCUGAAGCUGAUCGACCUGGGGGUGUCUGCCUGUUUUAAGGGGGGCCUCACGGAGGUGGUUGGCACCAUCACCACCAUCGCGCCGGAGGUCUUCAGUCGGCGAUACAACGAGCAAUGCGACCUCUGGAGCGUCGGAGUGACGCUCUUCAUGUGCGCAGUGUGUAUGGAACCCUGGGUCACUGAUGGUGGUGUACGCUACAUGAACGAGUCGGAGAUCAAGAGAUGCCUGGUCGAUCCCGGAUUUCAAAUCCCCUACGAUCGCAGGAGGUGGGACCUGAGAAGCACGGAGAUCCGGACGCUGGUGCGGUCGCUGCUGGUGCGGGAUCCUCAGAAGAGGCCGCGCGCGCAGGAGGUCCUCUCCCAGAACCGAUGGGUGAAAGGCUGCAGGAAGCCGCGCUGCUGCCGAUGGUUUUGA
Messenger RNA from Effrenium voratum, 990 nucleotides. NCBI's taxonomy places the organism in Eukaryota, Dinophyceae, Suessiales, Symbiodiniaceae. The record is from the annotation of a GenBank genome assembly.